UUAACUCUGCCUAGCAGUUUGAACUGUCAGGUGGCUGCUGCCGGGGCUUCUCUGGAGUUCACAAGGGUCCGGGGCCGGAGCGGGAGUCGGAUCAGAAGCUGGAGGUGCCGAGCUGGGCUGGCAGUUUUGUGUAGGAUGUCCUCAGACGAAGAGAAAGCUUCAGCUCCAGCUUUGCCAGGAGACAGUGAUCCAGACAAUUCAGUUUCUUCAGAUCUUCAGAGUGAAUAUGAAGAGCUGCUUCGAUAUGCUGUGGUGACACCAAAGAGUGAUGCAAUUACCUCAAAGCAGUCAUAUCCUAAGUCAUUAGGGGGAACAGAUGACAAGAUAUUGAGUGCAGUGGCUGAAGAGCCACACACUUCAGGAAAGGGCCCUGUAGGAAGAGAACAGAGAAAUGAACCUGGGAGAAUCAUAGAAAUCAAUAAUCCAAGUACUUCAAAAGCAGAAGUUUUACCAUCAUUGUCACCACCAAAGAGGAUCACUCAUCCAAUCAUGGACUUUUUCAGCCCAAAUCAUUUAAAUGACUCUUCCUCACCAGGAGCUUCUAGUCCCAGGGAAAAAGAAUCUUCUGAGAGAUUUUUUAGUGAACCAUGUGUUACUGAUGAAAACCUUCGAAAGAUAGAAAGCAUAAUUGAUUUCUGGAGUUCGGGUCUUAAGACAAAUGUUCUUGCUGAACUAAGUAAAUGGAAAUUUAAUUUUAUUGACUGGCAUAGAGCAGAAGUGAAAAAAGAGAAGGACAAGCAUGCAGUACAAAUAAGAAGAAUGCAAAGCCAAGUAGAUGACUUGAAUGAGCUACAGAAAACUUAUGAAACUUCCGCUGGGAGAAAAGAUGAGGUAAUUGCUACCUUGACUGAAGCAACAGGCAAGCAAAAGGAUAGAAUAGAUUUAUUGAAAACAUUCUUCCACUGGCGGAUUGAACAUCUCAAGGCCAAACAGGAGAUUUAUGAAACUAAGCUAGCUGACCAGCACUACCACAAAACUUUAAAGAAGAAAAUCUGGAAGGCCUGGCGUUCCAUUCUGAAAUCACAGUGGAAAGAUACGGUUGAAAAAGCUUGUCAAUCCAGAGCUGAAGAAAUUUGUCUCCAGAUUUCCCGUGAUUAUGAAGCUCAAAUUGCAGCAUUAAAUGCUACUUUGGAAGCUGCAAGGACUGAGAUCCAAAAACUCCAGUGUGAAAAAGAACAGUUUGAAGAGUCCAUGAAAAAAGCAUUCAUGCGUGGCGUGUGUGCAUUAAAUCUAGAAGCCAUGAGUAUAUUUCAGGGCAGAAGUGACAGCGGCAUAGAGAACGCAAAUAGGAAAGAUGACAAUGGUCCCAGUGGCUCAGGGAAAGAUGGUUCUAUUCUUUUUGAUCCCUCACUUCUCUCAGUACCACCACCAGCACCAGCACCAGCACCAGCACCAACGCCAGCACCGGCACAAUCAUCAUCAGAAGAGAUGUUUGGACCAAAGGUUGUGACAUCUGUUCAGCAGAAGGCAGGAAGAACAAUUACAGCUCGAAUUGCAGGGAGAUCUGAUUUGCCUAUUAAAACCAGUAGAAAUUUUAGCAAUUUAGCUGUAAUGGGGGUCUUGCCUCCCAUGAGUUCUGUUGUUAUAGAAAAACAUCAUCCAGUUACACAGCAAACCAUUCCUCAAGCUCUGGCAGCAAAAUACCCUCGCACUAUUCACCACGAAACGAGCGGCACAUCUUCAAGACACACAGGACCCAGUGGAAAGACAUCCGCUCUGGCUUCUCACUCCAUAAAGGUGGUUGACUGAACUGAAUAUAGGUAUAUAUAGAAAGGAGGUGAUUUUUUUUUCAGUUCCUGAUUUCCCUUGCUGAAAAAUUCCCAUGGAUUUGCUAUCUUGGAACUUCUCAGUGAAGCUUAGGCUGGCAUAGCAAAACACUGUGGAUAACAUCAUGGUCACCUUUUCAGAACCAGAGACUGAUUCAAUGGAAAAUGUAUUUUGAGGAAGGUAAAAUAUCCUUUGUAACUAUAUACAGAAAUUAUUUUAAUGUUAAUAAUCCUUUAUUUAAGAAAUAAAUUGAAUAUAUGCCUUUAUAAAUUAAA
This is a messenger RNA of Vombatus ursinus (common wombat), 2042 nucleotides long. It is a transcript of the gene POC5, whose product is annotated as POC5 centriolar protein. Bases 136 to 1749 code for a protein of 537 amino acids. The record is from RefSeq and is a predicted model, not a curated record. Gene Ontology annotation, cellular component: centrosome. NCBI's taxonomy places the organism in Eukaryota, Metazoa, Chordata, Mammalia, Diprotodontia, Vombatidae. The transcript is spliced from 12 exons.